AUGACUCCUCGCGUGACCGACCCAGCACCAGCUGCUGACCUCCCCUUUGCGACAGAGUCGCGCACCGGACUUGCCGGCGCGCAAUCGGCGGAGGCCGUUGCGGCGGAUGGGCGGACAGGCGUGGGGCUAGCGGAGGGCAAGCGGCGAGGCGGAGGGGCGGGCGCCUGUUCAACGGGCGCGGCGGAUAGUGGGGACGGGGAUGACGUGGGGUCGGGGGCUGGAGUGGGUGUAGAUUUGCGCCUGGAGAAAGAACCGGACGUGGCGAACAUCCACCAUGUUUCGUCGCUGCAGGGCCUUCCUGAAGACAUUGUGCUGCUGCUGCUGUGGCGCACGCUGCAGAGAGGAGCACUGACAGAGCGGGUGCUGAAGGUGUUCCGGGCAACACAGCACCCACUGGUGGAGGAGGCGGUGGUGCUGCUGGGCCUCACCCACCACUCGCCUGCGCCCGUCCUCCCCACUCGCUGCACUGACAGCUCUCUACGCUGA
Molecule: messenger RNA, 486 nt
Organism: Closterium sp. Yama58-4
Lineage: Eukaryota; Viridiplantae; Streptophyta; Zygnematophyceae; Desmidiales; Closteriaceae
Source: the annotation of a GenBank genome assembly